UUUGGUGGUGCAGAAUUCUUGCAUUCUACAUAAGUUAGAGACGAAGCCGACAUAUUCUUGUCAUUGUCAAUGCUGCAUGGUUGUCGUCGAGCACACCAUCUGCUCGCAUCAUGUGCACGCACGACAUUGUCGUCGACAUCGCGGCGCAACCUACUGACACUUGCGAUUGAAUCCUCCUGCGACGAUACUUGCGUCGCGAUCCUCUCUAAACACAACGCCUCAAAUGGGCCCAAAUCCAGAUCAACAAAGCUGCACUUCAAUGAGAAAGUCACACUGAGGAACACUGGCAAAGGUGGCAUCACCCCAGUAGAUGCCCUCAACAGUCACCAAUCACAUCUAGCCAAACUGGUUGAGAGAUCCCUUCUGAGCCUCCCAGAUGGCGACGAAACACUACCAACCUCUAAACGACUUCCGCUUCGAAAUGGAACGAUCAAGGAAAAGCCGGACUUUAUCUCGGUGACGCGGGGACCAGGGAUGCUACAAAACCUCUCUAGCGGUCUGAAUACGGCGAAAGGGCUUGCUACAGCAUGGCAGAUACCCUUGGUCGGAGUGCACCAUAUGCAAGCUCAUGCUCUCACGCCGCGGCUUGCCUAUGCGAGGGAGGGAGACGCUCGGGAAUCAACGCAGACGUCGAAGCCAGAUUUCCCUUUCCUCACGUUGCUGGUCAGUGGUGGCCAUACCAUGCUCCUACAUUCGAAAGGGUUGGUUGAGCAUGAGAUUCUAGCUUCGACAAAUGAUGUCGCUAUUGGUGACGAAUUGGACAAAUGCGGACGGUCUAUAUUGCCUCAAGCCAUCCAACAAGGCACACCUGACACUGCUUAUGGCAAAUAUCUCUCGGCAUACGCCUUUCAGAAUGCGGAAGACUUCUCUAGCUGGAAAGUGCCUGCGAGUCGGCCGGAGGAGAUUCUCAGACCGUUGAAUGAGUAUGGCUGGAACUUAUCGACGCCAAUGGCGAAGAACAGGGAUCUUUCUUUCAGCUUUGCUGGCCUUGGGUCUCAGGUCAGUCGCAUAAUGACCGACCACUCUGUCAGAAACAACGGGGCUCCCAUGGGCGAGAAAGAGCGAGUACAGUUGGCUCGUGCAGUAUUAGGCACCGCGUUCGAGCAUCUGGGGUCUCGGAUCAUCAUUGCGCUGGAAAAGCUUCGUGGAGAAGGCGUGGAAAUCUCUACGCUGGUAGUAAGUGGUGGAGUUGCUGCCAACGACUUCCUGCGAUACUAUCUCCGGCAAAUGCUUGAUGUGCGAUCUUUCGGGCAUGUCCAGUUGGUGUUCCCACCGGUCGAGCUCUGCACUGACAAUGCCGCAAUGAUCGCGUGGGCGGGCAUGGAGAUGUUUGAGGCCCAAUAUACAACGGACCUUGGAUGUUUCCCUGUUAGGAAGUGGAGUAUGGACAGUCACAGCACAGAUGGUGGCAUCUUGGGGCUAGACGGUUGGAUUCUGGCAGAUGAUCGAGGUGUAUGAGACUCUGGCAUCAUUUUCACGGAUGAUCUGAUCAUCAAACCGUGAAGAACCAUGUGAACGCCUCUGCAGAGUCUGCACACAUUAUUGAGCAGGGGUGGUAGCCAGAAGGGCACAUUUCGCAUAGAGGAGGACUCAUGAUUGGCUGUGAAUACGAGACCUUCGCACGGCCACACAGGUACUAGUAGCAGUGUCAAGUUGUACCGCGUCCAUGAGUCACGCACAGCAAAUCAAUCUCGUAGGAAACAAAG
Messenger RNA from Exophiala viscosa, 1706 nucleotides. Its product is annotated as glycoprotease family-domain-containing protein. Bases 70 to 1458 code for a protein of 462 amino acids. NCBI's taxonomy places the organism in Eukaryota, Fungi, Ascomycota, Eurotiomycetes, Chaetothyriales, Herpotrichiellaceae. Gene Ontology annotation, cellular component: mitochondrion. The transcript has a single exon. The record is from RefSeq and is a predicted model, not a curated record. Gene Ontology annotation, biological process: mitochondrial tRNA threonylcarbamoyladenosine modification.